AUGGAAGCCCUUCGGCGGGAGGCACACCGCCUGGAAGCCGACCUUGAGGUCAAGACACAAUCGUACUCGAGGCUGGCCCAGCGGGUGAACUCGGACAUCCUCUACGAUGCAGAGGACCCAGUGGAUAGCACCCAGGAGCAGCUCUUGGCGGGGGAGAUUGACGAGCUUCUAUCCGCGCUGGGAGAUUGCAACGAGCGAAUGGGCGCUAAGGUUGCUAAGGGGGCACGCAAGGCAGACUCGGCCAUGCUGCAAAGAUAUCGGGAGAUCCUGUUCGACUUCUCAACGGAGUUCAAGAAGACUUCCGCGGCGUUGCAGCGCAAGAGGGACACUACGGAGCUUUUCAAGUCGUCCAGGGCCGAUCGCGGCGGGGGCGAUGGGACGGGGGAUUUCGAGCAGGAGCAUCUCCUCCGGGAGCAGAACGCCAUCCACAACUCUCUCCAGAGCGCCACGGGUGUGCUAGGGCAAGCCGCGGAGGCGAGGGAAAGCUUAAGGCAUCAGCGGGCUACCCUGGGAGCCGCAUCGUCGACAUUGUCGUCCAUGCAGAACCGUUUCCCGGCAAUAAACCGAGUGGUAGAGGCGAUCCAGAAGAAGAAGGCCAAGGACCGAUUGAUCAUCGCGGCCGUCAUGGCCGCCUGCAUAUUCUUCACGUUCUGGUACAAGGGCUGGCUCUUGUAG
Molecule: messenger RNA, 675 nt
Organism: Ectocarpus siliculosus
Lineage: Eukaryota; Phaeophyceae; Ectocarpales; Ectocarpaceae
Source: the annotation of a GenBank genome assembly